Messenger RNA from Glossina fuscipes, 1197 nucleotides. RefSeq names its product beta carbonic anhydrase 1 (gene CAHbeta). The record is from RefSeq and is a predicted model, not a curated record. The coding region runs from base 1 to 768 and encodes 255 amino acids. Gene Ontology annotation, molecular function: zinc ion binding; carbonate dehydratase activity. The transcript has 4 exons. NCBI's taxonomy places the organism in Eukaryota, Metazoa, Arthropoda, Insecta, Diptera, Glossinidae.
AUGGAGCGAAUACUGCGUGGAAUUAUGCGUUAUCGUAAUACUACACGCGAACAAAUGGUAAAAGAAUUCCAAAGAGUACGCGAUAAUCCUGAGCCAAAGGCAGUCUUUUUUACAUGUAUGGAUAGUAGAAUGAUACCCACACGAUACACAGACACGCAUGUUGGUGAUAUGUUUGUGGUGCGUAACGCUGGAAAUUUAAUACCUCACGCCCAUCACUUUCAAGACGAACAUUUCAGCUGCGAGCCCGCUGCUUUAGAGUUAGGUUGUGUAGUUAAUGACAUACGUCAUAUCAUUGUGUGCGGCCAUAGUGAUUGCAAAGCUAUGAAUUUGUUAUAUAUGCUAAGAGAUCCGGAUUUUGCUUCAAAGAAUAAUCGACGCUUGUCCUCACUCAGGUCCUGGUUAUGUACACAUGCAACCACAAGUUUGGAGAAAUUUUUGGAAUGGGGAGAGAAAGGAAUGCGCGAUCCUCUGAUUUUCUAUUCCGAAUCAGGAUUAAGGCGUUUUGUGGCAUAUAUUGAUCCCGAUAAUCAGUUCGCUAUUGAAGACAAACUGUCGCAGAUAAACACGUUACAACAAGUUUCAAAUAUAGCUUCGUAUGGUUUUUUAAAACCUCGUUUAGAGUCUCACGACUUGCACAUACAUGCUCUAUGGUUCGAUAUUUAUACGGGUGACAUUUAUUACUUUAGUCGCGGCUCUAAACGUUUUGUGCCGGUCGAUGAGCAAAGUGUGGAGAAACUGACGGAGGAAGUAAAACGUUAUUAUUCAUAAAUUAAGCUGAUAGAUACUGUAUUUUAUAGAGCAGACGCUGCAUUUCCACCGUACAGGGUAAGGCUACAAAUAAACUCCAAUAAUGGACAAAAACACGCACGGAUAAGCAAGAUGAAAUUGACCGAGAAUCGAGCACUGACUAGAAAAAAGUGUCCUUUAUGAAGUCUUUCUGGAUCGAAGGACAAGUUUUGCACAUGUCAUCUAGAAAUGAAUGCAAUAAUAUUCUGCCGGAUAUAAUGUUCGAACUGUGACAAGAAUAUCAGGUGUUUUAAAAUGAAACUAAUUUUUAGAGAACAUAUCUUAAAGAUAUUUUUAGGUAAUAUUUGUCUUGUAAAUAUCUAAAGAUAAACUUUUUUUUUCAUUUUUGAAGUGAAGUAAGACGUAAAGAAGAACAUAUAUCUGUUUCAAUAAAUGCGAAAAGCCAAGAAA